AUGCCCCCCUCCCGACAGGGGGGGGGCGCGGCUUUGCCAAGGGGCCAGCCGGACGACCCGGGACACUCUAGUCCGGCCCUCGCCUUACCGGAGGACGCGGGGCCUCCGGAGAAGGCUUCUUCUCCCUCCGCUGGUAGCCCCAUAUCCUCAGCACACGGGGCAGGGGCUCAAGAACACGCCGCAUCUGCUGCUCACGGGACAGGGGCUCCAGUGCACGCCGCAUCUUCUGCUCACGGGACAGGGGUUCCAGUGCACGCCGCAUCUUCUCCUCUCGCGGACUCGCAGCUGCCGACCUCCUCAGCGGCUAUGGAGUCAGGCUUGGCGGGGGUUGCUUCCUUCACCAUGGCAGACCAUCCACUGCGUAGCGGCGAGACGGAUGCACUAACGCCGCGGCUGGACGGACCCACCGGGCGCGCUUCGGGGGAGGAUUCCGCGUCCUCCUCGUCGCCUUCGCAGGCUUCCACGCCCCCGGUUCAUCCGCGCGAAAUGUUUGAGGCCCUUACCGCGGCGAUGAAGGCUUCUUCGGGGCCCCCGUACCUAGAUGUCUGGCGCCAGACCAUCCAGGAGUUAUUUGCGCUGGAAUUUGCCCGCCUUCCAGUCAGCUUCGAUGCGAUGCCGGCCGAACGCAAACGGUAUCCCAAGCUCACAAGUACUGAGCUGGUGUGUAGCGGAGCUACACAGCUCCUUAAGUCAGAGGAAGACUUAACGCUCUACGAGCAACUUAGUUCCAAAGAACUAACGACUUUACGAGUCAGCAAGCUUUACAGCUUCAGAUCCCUGUUCCAGGGGACCUAA
Molecule: messenger RNA, 795 nt
Organism: Peronospora matthiolae
Lineage: Eukaryota; Oomycota; Peronosporomycetes; Peronosporales; Peronosporaceae
Source: the annotation of a GenBank genome assembly